UAUGGUACUUUGAUAUUUACACACUCAGAAACAAAAGGUACAAAAAGCUAAAAGGUACAUUUAGCUCUAAAUGGUACAUAUUUGUAAUGGUACAUUUUGAAAGGGUACCAUGCAAGUAACAGUUUUUACCUUUUUUCUGAGAGAAUACUAUGGUAUUUCUCUCAUGGAAAUGUUCAAAUAUCAUACUUUAGUACUGCCAUAAUUGAUACUGCCGUGGUAGAUGCAUGCACCCUUAGUCAUUUGUAAAGAUAUACUGAAGCUCGUAUGUGUUUCUGAUGUGAUGUGUUUUGUAGGAUAUAUCCAGGCCUGUCGAGCUCUGAUGAUAAUCGCUCUCAUUCUGGGUCUGCUGGCUGUCAUCAUGGCUGCGAUGGGACUCAAGUGCACUAAACUGGGCAGCACGUCUGAGGAGUCGAAGGGCAAGAUCAGCCUCACAGCCGGAGUCAUGUUCAUGCUGUCAGGUCUGUGUGUUAUGGUAGCCGUGUCGUGGUACGCCGCUCGAGUCGUUCAGGAGUUUAAUGAUCCUUUUUAUGGAGGAACAAAGUAUGAACUGGGCGCUGGUCUGUAUCUGGGAUGGGCGGCAGCAGCUCUGGCUAUACUGGGCGGAGCUAUCCUCUGCACUUCCUUUAAGAGCUCAAGACCUGCCAAAACACGGGGUCACAACUAUAACUACAGCGCUUCACAGCCGCAGAAGAUCUACAGAUCAGCCCCGUCAGAAAACAGUGUCUCCAAAGCUUAUGUCUGAGUGUCUUAUUUUGGCUUUCUUUUUUUUGUACAUGGAUGUGUGUGUAUUUUUUUGUACUUGCAUUUUAGAAGUCAACGCAUUGAGCUUAUUUAAUUGACUUACUUUGCAUGAUUCAUCAGUGUUUGAGUUCUUAUUUCAUAAUCUAGCAUCAAAGCGUAAAAUAGCUUUCUCAGCUUAUAUGAAAAGACUUCAGUCUUCAAGUCCAAUAGAUGCCGGUGGCAUUUCAGAUGAGGAUUUCAAUCAGCUUUUACUCAAUUCUGAUAUGAAGCACUCACUUUUCUCUCAGAAAAAAAGGUACAAAAGCUGUCACUGGGGCGGUACCUUUUCAAAAUUUACACUUU
This is a messenger RNA of Sinocyclocheilus grahami, 1083 nucleotides long. Its product is annotated as claudin-15-like. The transcript has 4 exons. The coding region runs from base 221 to 742 and encodes 173 amino acids. Gene Ontology annotation, cellular component: membrane; bicellular tight junction. The record is from RefSeq and is a predicted model, not a curated record. Gene Ontology annotation, molecular function: structural molecule activity. Lineage: Eukaryota; Metazoa; Chordata; Actinopteri; Cypriniformes; Cyprinidae.